This is a messenger RNA of Cladocopium goreaui, 1369 nucleotides long. NCBI's taxonomy places the organism in Eukaryota, Dinophyceae, Suessiales, Symbiodiniaceae. The record is from the annotation of a GenBank genome assembly.
AGCAAAGCCAAGCUGGGUCUCAUGCGCCAUGGAGAGCGAUGAAGAUGAGGAAGCCAAUGGGGCGUGGCCUGCGCCUGUGAAGCCAAAGACCUUGAAUGAAGAUCCUUACAACGUUUUUGCGGAAGAACUUGCAAUGGAAGUGUGUAAGGUGGGCUUCCAGGUAGCCGUGGAACUCAUGGAAACAGAUCUGGUCUUUAGCAGCUGUGGUAGCCUUGUCUCUGGCACACCGGAUGGUGGUUUUCGCGACCAGCAGGGUCUUCUGAGACUUGUGCAGGUGGUGCGAGUCCCAUUGCUGCCUGACAUGGACGAAGAUGAGGUGGCUGAUGUCCUCUACGACACAGUCCUGACCAAGGUGGUGAAGUCUCAGCUCUGGAUGAAGGAAACUGCGACCUUGCCACACGAGUUCAUCAUUUUCUGCUGGCUGCCACCAGUAGGUGCCUAUAAGGCAUGUCUGGAGGAUACCGACGCCUUGCUGUGGACAGACGCCUUGCUGUGGAACCUCCGCGCCGGCGGAUGGCCCUUCAGCCUGGUGGUUCAGGUGCCUGAGGAGCCAGGUAACCUCUUCCCCAAGAACUUUGGUUUUCGUAACCUGAGCAAAGUGAAGAAAGACUAUGCUCGAGAGCUGAGCUAUUUCCUGAAUGCCGCCGACUUUGAGGAGGAUGAUGAAGACGAGCUGCUGUUCGAUUGGGAUCUUUUUGAGGCCGAAGAAAGCAUCGCUGAGGAUUCCGAGGGCUCGACCUGUGAGACAAAGACUUGGGAUGUGGAUCAGCUCCUACAUCGCGUGCUGAUGGCUAUCGAGUUGAUCCAGGCGACUUCGGCUUCGCCAGGGUUUGCUUCGACGGAAGCCGAAGGUGCUCAUGGCAGUCCAGACGAAGUCGGGAGAAGUCACAGUGAUGGUCUCAAGCAACAUCCCGCGAUUGCCGCCGACGAUACAUCAAGGCCCAAAAUUGAUGCAUGGGGAUACCGCUACUUUUGUGGUCCUUCGCUACCGCGGCCAGCCGCACAAGAGCUUUCCUGGCAACCUGAGGUCUCAACGUUGCAGUGUCGCUUCCAAGAGAUUGGACAUGCUAAGAUCGAAGGCAAAAUUUCAGGACUGGAAGUGUUGGAUGGGUGCCCAAGGCAUUUUCACCUCGCUCAUCGAGAAACGGCUUGGAAUGGCAAGUCAUGCUGAUGUGCCGUUGAUCCACUUGAUGCUCGUGGCAAAGUUCAACUUGGACUGCCGCUGAUACUGUGAUUGCAACCAUCUGCAACCUUUACUGAAAAGAUGGGUGCCGUGUACAGAACCAUUCCGAUUGCAGUCGGUAGCUUCACGAGCACCACUGCGGUCUUUAUGUACAGAGGACGCCUUUGAAGGUGGAAAAAUGAGGUC